Acipenser ruthenus (sterlet) is the source of this 4081-nucleotide messenger RNA. RefSeq names its product myelin-associated glycoprotein-like. The transcript is spliced from 11 exons. The record is from RefSeq and is a predicted model, not a curated record. The coding region runs from base 564 to 2735 and encodes 723 amino acids. NCBI's taxonomy places the organism in Eukaryota, Metazoa, Chordata, Actinopteri, Acipenseriformes, Acipenseridae.
AAUGUGGCUAAAUCAGUCAAAUUUGUCUAAGUGUAAUGGAUCAAAUGACAUGAACACAGCUUGUGAGUUUGUCAAAGAAAAAAUGUAUUUUGCAUUUAAUGGGUUAAUAUUUGAGACAUGCUUUAGUUUAAUCUUAACGGAUAACAACUACCUCACUAACACAUUAAUAAUUGUAUGUUAAUAGUGCAUAUAUAUAUAUAUAUAUAUAUAUAUAUAUAAAUCAUCCUGAUAUUAUUUGUUAAUUAUUAGUCACAUGCUUAAGUGCUUUUAAACAAAUGGAACCCCAUAUUGCGAUGAUAUGAUUGAUCCUAGAGAUCCCUAAAUAUCGAUCUGGUGUUUGCAGAACGGUUUUAGUUUGAUUUUUCAGUAGCUCAUAAAUAGGUAAAAAAUGCUUCUGUGGCUGAUGCUAUUUUGUGUUGAAAUCGGAAAUACUGCUGCUUCUGCUUUUCAGUUUUAGAAAUAGGGAGUUUGACCAACAGUGUGAAACAGCCAUCAGUGAAGGACAGUCUGUUCAGUUCAACUAGAGAGAUUUAAAGUUUGGUUCUCUAAAGAAACACAAGAACAUGAUUGCUACGGAAAAGUUGCUUCUGAUUUCCUGCCUUUUUCAAGAUUUAAAGUUUGGUUCUCUAAAGAAACACAAGAACAUGAUUGCUACGGAAAAGUUGCUUCUGAUUUCCUGCCUUUUUCAAGGUAUAAUUUGCAAUACAUUUGAAGCCUUCAUGCCUCAGCGUAUUAAAGCCUUGAGCGGCUCCUGUGUGCUGAUUCCAUGUACAUUCACAAUUCCAAAGAGUUAUGAGAACGAUAUGGUGGAACCGGCCAGAGGAAUUUGGAUGACUUCUUAUAAUUUCAGAGAUAUUGUAUUUGACUCCAGUAGACAUUAUAGCGAGAAUACCCUGAAAGCAGAGCUACUUGGUAACGUGACUAACAAGAAUUGCACCACAAUAAUACAUCAUUUAAAAACAAGUGAUUCAAAACGUUAUUUCUUCAGAGCAGAACCUCCUAAUUUCACUUUUUAUCGGAGUGUUUUGCUUGAAGUUGCAGACUCUCCGGACAGACCUGUGAUCAACCCAUCGAGUGCAGUGAAGGAGGGAGCUCCCACGAGUUUAGCCUGCACUGCUCCAGCCCCGUGCCCAAGAGAUCCUCCAGCCCUGGUGUGGAGCGACACUCUGAACGGGAGUGUGGAGAUAGAGCAGGUUGAGCAGCAGGAUGGGACCAAGGCUGUAUCUUCUGUUCUGACGUUCACUGCCUCACAUCUGCACCACAACAAGGACAUCACAUGCACUGCGCAGUAUCCAGUGGAGUCUGAAACUAAAAGUGCUGAAGAAGUCUCGACUCUUCAUGUUCUCUAUUCACCAAAGAACACGUUGGUGUUAAUAAACCCUUCUGGUGAAAUACAUGAAGGAGAUCAUGUGACACUGAGCUGUAGCAGCAAUGCAAACCCAGCAGUGAGCCGCUACACCUGGUUUGAAGUGAAGGGAGAUAAUAUCAACGAGAAAAGUGCUGAACAGUACCUCACUUUUACUGACAUUAACCCGAGUGACAGUGGACUGUACUACUGUGAAGCAAGGAAUGAGCAUGGGGCAGAGAACUCGACAGCCGUGCAGCUGAAUGUAGCAUAUUCACCGAAGAACACAUCGGUUUUAAUAAACCCUUCUGGUGAAAUACAUGAAGGAGAUCAUGUGACACUGAGCUGCAGCAGCAAUGCAAACCCAGCAGUGAGCUGCUACACCUGGUUUGAAGUGAAGGGAGAUAAUAUCACAGAGAAAAGUGCUGAACAGUACCUCACUUUUACUGACAUUAACCCGAGUGACAGUGGACUGUACUACUGUGAAGCGAGGAAUAAGCAUGGGGCAGAGAACUCGAGAGCCGUGCAGCUGAAUGUAGCAUGCAUGCCACAGAUUUCACAUGAAUCCAGUUGCUCAAAAGAUGAUACCGAAAGCAUUACCUGCAUUUGUGUGAGCCGUGGGAGUCCAUCACCGAUCACUGAAUGGAGGAUUGCUGGAAAUAAACUGGAAAACAACACAGAUAGAGGGAGCAUCAGUAACUCAAAGUUAGAAGACCACACAAUGAGAAGCACACUCAUCCUGCUGAAGCCGUUGGCUAAAAAUGAGGCUAUACAGUGUCUGAGUAAAAACCGCAUUGGCACUGCAAGCUUCCAGUUCCAUGUGUUCCAUGAACAGAAGGAAGGUGCAGAAAAGCAGAUCCAUUUCCUGUCCGCUGUCUACGGGGGGUUUGCUUGUGCUGCAGUAUUACUGCUGGGGUUUGGCUUUUCCAAAUGUGUAAAAAAGUUAAUGAAAUCGAGGUCAACCGCCAGACCCAAAAGGGAAGACACUGCAGCGCUAACAGAGGUCAAUGGGCUUGACUUGAGCUCCCCUCAAGAUGAGGAGGAGAAUGCAAUCUAUGCUAACAGACCAGCAGCCACUGAAGAUCACCAACAGGGAGGCCAGGAAGAAAACCUUCACUACGCCUCCAUCGAUUACUCCAAACUGAAACCUGGCAACCAGGAGAGCGGCACUAAACACGCCUCACAGUACAGCACGGAAUAUUCUGAGGUGAAGCGUCCUGGGACAGCAGGAAGUGAGAGGGAAGUCACGGAUCCCCCCAUAGAGGAAAAUGAAUACGCUGAGAUGAAAGGCUGCCCUGCCAAGAACAGGGAGAACACAGCAGCUAAGAGUGUCUCGACAGAAGAAUCUGACUAUGCAGAGGUGAGACGCUGUCAUACAUCACCGGAAUGAACUUACAGAGAGAAGUUACCCAAAAGAGAAGGUACCAGGAGCACCAGCUUAAAUAUGGAGAUGAUAAAUCGGAACGGCUGGCCAAUCCGCUCGUCUCUCUCUCUUUGGCUUUGAUUAGAAUCCCAUGCAAAGUUUCCAGGAGACCCGUGACUGUAGGUUACAUUUGCUGUGUCCCGUGUUUUUAAGCAUAUUGCGGAGUGUGAUCCUAACCAAAGUGAUAUUAUCAGGAGCCUGGCUUCGUUGACACCCCUUCUAGUCUGUCCGGAUAUUUCCACACACAGGUUGACGUUAACGGCAGUGAUAUAAAGUGGGUUUGACUGCAUUUGAAGCCGUGAACAUGUCUUCUUUGUGCGUUAUCUUUUUGAGAAAUGUGUUUGAACAUGGUAUGGGUUAUGAAUGCAUGUUUAAAGCUAUGGACGUACCAUAGUCAUCAUAAUUAAGUCAGGCGUUAGAGAAGCAGGUGUUUCUAUAGAGCAUGCUUGUUUUCAAUAUUUUGGGGCUUUUAUUUGAAGUAGAAAUACAAAGGAACAUUGCACUUGUUUGUUUUAUUUUAUUUUUUGCCAGUUUACAUUACAAUGAUUGUAUUCACUUUGACAUUUGCUGUUGCACCAGCUUCAUCAUAGUGAAACAUAAACUGUAGCAAAAACUGAGUUAAUGACCAGGCUUAUCUAUUAAAUGGUAAGAGUGUUCUUUACUCUAGUUAUUUUUGCAUUUCAAACUUCCUUUGCUCAAUGACUUCCCCUAAUGAAGAAAUGUCAAAUUGCCUCAUAUUUUCAGGGAAGGACUAUGAACCAAAAAAAAAAACAAUUUGUCUGCUGCUGUAAAGAGAACACUGUGAAGAAACAUCAGCUCACAAUUAUGACGUUGUUAGCUGUACAAACUAAGAUGGGGUUGAUUAGUCUCUCGGUUUAAUCUGUAAUAACAUAUUCGUAGAUUCAUUAACACUUUACAUUAAAGAGAAAGUACUGGGGCUCCCCACGUGUUGCCACAACUGUUUAAAUAACGUACCUGUCAUUUUUAUUUUCAUUGUUAACAUCCUGACAACUUUCUACACUUAUGGUCUGUUUCAAAGCUCGGGUUUGAGGUCUGUCCUUUUAAUCUUUGCUGGAAAAGCGAUUUAAAAUCAAAGAGAGUAAAACGAUUUCUACUAGUUUAUGAUAACCCUACAGGUACUCGUUUGUUUAUUUUGUAGCUUUGGCCCUUGUGCUGAUUUAUUUUAUUAUUAUUAUUAUUAUUAUUUAUUUCUUAGCAGACGCCCUUAUCCAGGGCGACUUACAAUCGCAAGCAAAUACAAAUACAUUCAAGUGUUACAAUAUAAGUCAAACAUUUUGCUGUUUGUUUAAUUU